UCCUCUGUCAGCUGUUGCACUUCACUCUGAAACCAUGGCCAAGGACAUGACGCUGCUGUGGGGCUCCGGCUCUCCUCCCUGCUGGAGGGUCCAGCUCAUGCUGGAGGAGAAGCAGCUGCAGGGCUACAACCAAAAACGGCUCUGCUUUUAUAAAAUGGAGCACAAGUCCCAGGAGGUCCUGGACAUGAACCCCAGAGGUCAGCUUCCUGCCUUCAAAUGUGGGAACUAUAUCCUGAAUGAGUCUUACGCCGCCUGCUUUUUCCUGGAGAACCAGUACAAGUCCCAGGGAAACAAACUGAUUCCUGACUCCCCUGAAGCACAAGCACUGAUGUACCAGCGCAUGUUUGAGGUUUUGACACUUGGCCAGAAAAUGUUGGAUCUUGUCACCUACAACUUCAAGGUUCCAGAGGGGGAAAGACACGACUCUGCUGUUCAGAGAAUUAAGGAGGCUCUGACAACUGAGCUCAAGCUGUGGGAGGGAUACCUGAAUAAAACGGACUGUUGUCUAGCUGGAAAAGAAUUCACACUGGCUGAUGUUGCUUUUUACCCAGUCAUUGCUGUUAUAUUCCGCUUUGGGUUAAGUAGUGAGCGUUACCCUGCACUGGCAAAAUACUACAACUCUCUGAAGGACAGACCCAGCAUCAAAGCCUCCUGGCCUCCUCACUGGCAUGAACCCCCCGAACUGGACGUGAUGAAAACCAUCUGAGAUCUAAAUCCUGCUCAGUGGAUAUACUAACAAUUCCUGUCAUGAUUCGAUAUGUAACCACUCCUUGCAUUGCACUACUUUUUAAAAAACUACACUUUGCUUCUGCUAUGGAGAGCAAUUUUCUACGUAGUGUAAAAAGAGGAGAAACUGAAACAUAAUCCAGUAAAAGAUAAGACUGUUAGCACUCAAUAAUAUGUAUGACUGAGUUUAUUUACAUGUGAGAAUAAAAGUCCCCACUGAUACAGUUUAAUGUUAGUACCACCUUCAUGUUUUACUUAUUCAGCUCCCAUACCCCUUAUAUGUACUAAUGUAAUUGUAUACUUUGAAAUAAAGCAUUUCUACUUGGAACAAUAA
Molecule: messenger RNA, 1060 nt
Organism: Acanthochromis polyacanthus (spiny chromis)
Lineage: Eukaryota; Metazoa; Chordata; Actinopteri; Pomacentridae
Product: glutathione S-transferase A
Exons: 6
Coding region: 35-706 (223 amino acids)
Source: RefSeq, a predicted model, not a curated record